Molecule: messenger RNA, 805 nt
Organism: Eubalaena glacialis (North Atlantic right whale)
Lineage: Eukaryota; Metazoa; Chordata; Mammalia; Artiodactyla; Balaenidae
Gene: POLR2D
Product: RNA polymerase II subunit D
Exons: 4
Coding region: 25-453 (142 amino acids)
Biological process (GO): nuclear-transcribed mRNA catabolic process, deadenylation-dependent decay; transcription initiation at RNA polymerase II promoter; mRNA export from nucleus in response to heat stress
Cellular component (GO): RNA polymerase II, core complex; P-body
Molecular function (GO): nucleotide binding; translation initiation factor binding
Source: RefSeq, a predicted model, not a curated record
UGGGCUGCGUUGCGCGGCAAGAAGAUGGCGGCCGGUGGCAGUGAUCCGCGGGCUGGCGACGUAGAGGAGGACGCCUCACAGCUCAUCUUUCCCAAAGAGUUUGAAACAGCUGAGACACUUCUAAAUUCAGAAGUUCAUAUGCUUCUGGAGCAUCGAAAGCAACAAAAUGAGAGUGCAGAGGAUGAACAGGAACUUUCUGAGGUCUUCAUGAAAACUUUAAACUACACAGCCCGUUUCAGUCGUUUCAAAAACAGAGAGACCAUUGCCAGUGUACGUAGCUUGCUGCUCCAGAAGAAGCUUCAUAAGUUUGAGUUGGCCUGUUUAGCCAACCUUUGUCCAGAGACUGCUGAGGAGUCCAAGGCUCUGAUCCCAAGCCUGGAGGGGCGGUUUGAAGAUGAGGAGCUGCAGCAGAUUCUUGAUGACAUCCAGACCAAGCGCAGCUUUCAGUAUUGAUCUCCAGGCGUCCCUGCUGCUGGGGGAGCCACGUCACAUCCCCGGCGCGGCACCGCUGGCCCAGGAUCCAGGGCUGACUUGCACAGAAAAUCUGUUGCAGGAGACACCUGGGCUUCCUUUGGAUAGAGCAACCCAGUGCUUGGUCUUGGUUUAGGUUGCUGUUUCAGGCUCGACUGUGGGACGCUGAUGACCAGCGUGACCUUGGCGAGGCCUUGCCGUGGCUGCCUGCGCUUGCCUCUGGGGAGGGUGAGGUGGGGCGACGCGCAUCUCAGCCACACUGCUGGCUGCCGCACGUCACGGUCUUUGGCCCUGGUGUUAUUUUUGAUUCCUAAUAUUUCAUGUUUUAAUUUCA